AUGGCGCUCUGGGCAGUGAAAGCAAUCGCCAUCACGGUCGGCACCAUUGGCGGGCUUUACAUUGGUCUGGUCGCGCUUCUGACGACAGCGACAUUCCAAAGUCAUGUGGUUUAUCUGCACGCGAUCCAAAUGACAUGGUUCAAAGAUCUCAAUACACCAGAAGUCUUCGGCUUCUUACAUAAUCAAGUCACACCAUUCCGAAUCACAGCUCAGAACGGCAUCGAUCUCUACGCAUGGCACAUCCUGCCCGUCGGUCUGUAUCAAAAGCAUGAAAAUCAACUGCUUACAGAACCUUCUGGAUUUGUCUCGGACUUUGAGAACCGCCUUCCGUUCCAAUUGCUACGAGAUGACCCCGAAGCUCGACUUGUCGUCCAUUUCCAUGGAGCAGGGGGCACAGUCGGCUCUGGCUAUCGAUGCCCCAACUACCGAGCUCUGUCCGCUGGCGCACCGGAUAAGCUUCACGUUCUGACCUUUGACUACCGAGGAUUUGGUGCAAGCCCCGGAGUACCAUCAGAGAAAGGCCUGAUUGCCGAUGCCUUGGCCGUCGUUGACUGGGCAUUGCACGUCGCAAGAAUCCCCGCCUCUCGUAUAGUCAUCUAUAGCCAAUCGCUGGGUACAGCCGUGAACAUGGCUGUUGCAGAGCACUACGCCCUUCAGAGGACUCCCGUUGUCUUUGCUGGACACAUUCUCACAGCUCCGUUCGUGGACGUAACAACCCUGGUGUCGACAUACAGCGUCGCUGGUACGAUUCCACUCCUCGGGCCUGUGGCUAGGUUUCCAGUCUUGCUCAAUUAUCUCAAGAAGUUUAUUCGUGAUCAAUGGUCGACGAAAGAUCGUAUUGCGAACUACGUCCGCACCAACGAAGCCAAUAACCAGGCAUAUCGUAUCACUCUACUUCAUGCUGAAGACGACUACGACAUUCCAUGGACACACACCCCAACGCUAUUCUGGCACGCAGCCAAUGCGUCGGGCAGUAGCGAAUUGACCCGGGUCGAAGUUGACGAGAUCAAAACAAAGACAAAAUCGGAUCAUAAGAUGGCUGGUACGAUUGUGGAAUGGAAGACGAGUAAUGGCAUCAUCAGAGAGGAGAUCCUCAAGUAUGGCCUGCACGAUGUGAUUAUGGGAAACCCAAUCGUGUCCUUGGCCGUCAUGAGGAUGUUUGACGGGUCGCGAGACGGUUCAAUGCUGGAAAAGGACACUCAAUAA
Dissoconium aciculare CBS 342.82 is the source of this 1206-nucleotide messenger RNA. Its product is annotated as alpha/beta-hydrolase. NCBI's taxonomy places the organism in Eukaryota, Fungi, Ascomycota, Dothideomycetes, Mycosphaerellales, Dissoconiaceae. The record is from RefSeq and is a predicted model, not a curated record. Bases 1 to 1206 code for a protein of 401 amino acids. The transcript has a single exon.